ACUUUCGAGCGAGUCCUCGCGGAAGUACUGACGUGUUCACACGUCAUUAGCCGGCCAGCACGAGAGGUAGUUAGGUAGAGCCGAGAGUGACACAGCGGCAGAAUCAGACAUAAUGUCAGAAGGUGACAGUGUUGGUGAAUCAAUCCAUGGGAAACCAUCCACAAUCGGCAGCUUCUUCACACGGGUUGGACAGAUCUAUCAGUCAUGGCUAGACAAGUCGACGCCGUUCUCUGUAGGGCGAUGGGGAGUCACUCUUUCGCUAACGGCCAUCUACAUGAUCAGAGUGUACAUAUUACAGGGUUGGUAUAUUGUAACAUAUGCUCUGGGAAUCUACCAUCUUAACCUGUUCAUCGCUUUUCUAUCACCAAAAGUGGAUCCAUCAAUGCUUGACGAAGAUGAGGGUCCGGCGCUCCCAACCAAGCAGAACGAGGAGUUCCGCCCAUUCAUCAGGAGGUUGCCCGAAUUCAAAUUCUGGCAUUCGGCAACGAAAGGCAUCGUCAUCGCCAUGAUUUGCACAUUCUUCGAAGCCUUCAAUGUGCCAGUGUUCUGGCCCAUACUCGUAAUGUACUUCAUCAUGCUUUUCUGCAUCACCAUGAAGAGGCAGAUCAAGCAUAUGGUCAAGUACAGAUACCUACCCUUCACGCACGGGAAGAGGACUUACAGAGGCAAGGAAGACACAGGGAAACCUUUUGCUAGUUAAAAUCAAACCCUCCCCCCCCACCCCCCCCUACCCCCCAUUCGAAAAUUAAAAGUUAUGGAAAAAGAGUAUAUGGUGGGAACAGGGGUCAGUGAUUGUCUGUGAGGGGAUUGAAAAAAAAGAGAAACUGAAAAGAGUUUUGAUCCAAAAUGGUGACCGUGAUGGAUGUUAUUAGUGCUGAGGAUUGCUGUAGUCACAAGAGAACACUCUGCCUUUGGUUAUUAUGGGGAUAUGAGUUGGCGAGCCAUCUUGCAGCCGCGGGAUAACAUUGUCUUUGGUCAGUGGAUGAAACGCAAUGUCGCCCUUUGCCUUGUAACCCCAUGGGGUAAGUAUAAACUCUGCUAGAGGGGGCGGCACUGGACGAAUUUCAGUAGAAAUUUCAGUUGUGGAUUCUUAACGACUAUCCCUUUCCAACUGCUGUGCUCUGCUCUGUCUCCAAGCAAAGUAACAUUUUGCCAACUACUUUUGAUUUGAAGACUUGGUACCUACUCGUUUAUGACAUGUAAUUAUGAGAAGUCCUUAGGAUUAGAAUGAAAUAACGAUAAGAUGUAAAAUUUUGAAAUUGAAGUAAAUAUGAAAUAUUUAAAUUGA
Coregonus clupeaformis (lake whitefish) is the source of this 1288-nucleotide messenger RNA. It is a transcript of the gene rer1, whose product is annotated as retention in endoplasmic reticulum sorting receptor 1. The transcript has 7 exons. Gene Ontology annotation, cellular component: Golgi membrane. Gene Ontology annotation, biological process: retrograde vesicle-mediated transport, Golgi to endoplasmic reticulum; protein retention in ER lumen. The record is from RefSeq and is a predicted model, not a curated record. Lineage: Eukaryota; Metazoa; Chordata; Actinopteri; Salmoniformes; Salmonidae. Bases 113 to 700 code for a protein of 195 amino acids.